Molecule: messenger RNA, 1739 nt
Organism: Salvelinus sp. IW2-2015
Lineage: Eukaryota; Metazoa; Chordata; Actinopteri; Salmoniformes; Salmonidae
Source: RefSeq, a predicted model, not a curated record
AUUGAGAUAUUCCCACAGACCAACGCAAAACCAGGAACGUGGAUCGCUUUGACUGUACCAAAGAGAACAAGGAAGCAACAUGUGCCGAUAACUAUACAAGUAAUAUGAUCACAGCAAUAUAGAGAGGAAAUAGAGAAAAUAGUAAUUGUACUGGAUAUUUAAAAUACUGCGGUUAUUAUACAGAAACUAUGAAGAGAGAGGUAAACGCCGGGGUGAAUUUCCUGAGAAGCCUAGCCGUGGAGCGGGGUGGCUUAGAUGGAACCAAAGCUGACGCUUUUGCUGGAAAGCUGCGGCAACUUCUGUGCGACAAAUUCAAAGACCACUGGUACCCCGACAACCCCAACAAAGGACAGGCAUUCAGGUGCAUCAGGGUAAGCGAGGGGGUGGUGUGUGAUGAGGAGGUGCUGAGAGCGUGUGAGGAGAGCAAGCUCAAACCCAGCGAGCUGGGCCUCCCAUGCGAGAUUGCGCUGUGGAUCGACCCACUGGAGGUGUGCGCACGGUCAGGGGAGAACUGCAGAUACUUUACAGUAGCUCGUUUCAAAGAAGGAGAAGAGGAGGAUGAGGAAGAUGUGAAAGGAGACAAAGAUGUUGACCUGGAUACGUCCGACUACCACUCUGCCAGCUCGUCUGACUGUGGCUCUGCUGUCUCCAGCGAUACAGAGGAGGAGGGGAAGGAUGGAGAGACGGACGGAAGAAAAGAUGAGAAGACGAAAGAGAAAGAGGGAAAGAAAGAGAAGGAGAAGGCGGGGGGCGGACCUUGUGUGAUUGCCAUGAUGCCCAGGGUUCGGAACAGGUUCAGGGUGGAGCAUGCUAAACAGAAGGUCACCAAAACACUGCUCCAGCCUACCUCUCAGCAUUACUUCUACCACCCUGCCCCUGUAUGGCCCACAACAUACAAGAAGAAGGGUCCUGUGUUCCUCACCACAAUAUACGCGCCUCCACCUCCUCCAGUGUUCGGCUACUACGUCCUGCCCCAGCCACCCCCGCAGUUCAUCAUGCCUUAUGCCACUCUGCAGCCAUGGGGGGCUGUGAAGAACUAAACCAACUGAAAUCUUUAGUCUGCUUUAGGCCAGAUUGAAGAACAAUCUGUCCUUAAUGGCAAUGUACUCUUAUAAUUUCCACCCGGCACAGCCAGAAGAGGACUGGCCACCCCUCAGAGCCUGGUUCCUCUCUAGGUUUCUUCCUAGGUUCCUGCCGUUCUAGGGAGUUUUUCCUAGGCACCGUGCUGCAUUGAUUGCUGUUAGAGGUUUUAGGUUGUGUUUCUGUAUAGCACUUUGUGACAUCUGCUGAUGUAAAAAGGGCUUUAUAAAUACAUGUGAUUUGAGUGAUUGCUGAGAUAAAAUGGGUCUGAACUGAACUGUAUUCACUCUUGUAUAAUCAGUCUUCCAUGGAUUUACUGUAAAUAGUUUUAUAUACUGGAAAUAAAAAAUGCUUGGGUGAUCCAAAUGUUUAGCUUUAAUAUGAAUAGAUGUUUUCAUAACUUAAUACUUAUAUUCUCUAUUUUUAUYCUGGCUUUUAUUGGCCCAUUGAUCUGCUCUGGAUGCAUAUUUAUUAAAUUUUAUUAAUUGCCUUUUCACUUGUUCUGAGUACAGAGCAGUACUCUGUUCACACAAUUCUUACUGUAUCUGAUAGACAAUUGUCCAUGCUAAUGUCUAUGUUAAGCUGUGUUAGUUUUUAUACUAAUCAUCUCUCUGUCUUGUCAGCACAUAACAUUAAAUCAACCGAUUUAUAAAAUCAAA